Molecule: messenger RNA, 832 nt
Organism: Rubroshorea leprosula
Lineage: Eukaryota; Viridiplantae; Streptophyta; Magnoliopsida; Malvales; Dipterocarpaceae
Source: the annotation of a GenBank genome assembly
AAUUAUCCGAAAUUCAUUAAAAAGGGAGCGGAUGUUUGUUAAGGCAAGAACGGAUUUUCCAAAACGGCCUUCUCUUCCCCGGCGCCGGAUUCAUUAAACUGAAAAAAUGGCGUACAGAAGACAGCUGGGGAUGACCAGAGCCUCCACCUUCAAGGAGGAAAUUAACAAUCAUGUCGAUGACAGCAACGACAAAUCUUCCAAUCCGCAGUUGACAUCGUCGCACUCAUUUCCCUCGUCCUCGUUGCAUCCGCUAUCCACGAGAUCACCUUCCGAUUCCCUUGCCGCUCAGGCAACUCGUGCCUCCGCCGCUCGCCGCGAGUCCCCUGUAUUCGGAGGAGACACUUCUCCUCGAUUCGGAGGAGGAGACCAGGACAUUUCUCCUAAAUCUAAGAUUCGCCUUCAGCUGGAGACUCUUUUGGCUGAGAAGGCACGUUUGGCCCAUGGGAAUUCAAUAUAUGCUCGUGAGAACCGUUUUCUGAGGGAAAUUGUUGAGUAUCAUCAACUUACAAUGCAGGAUCUUGUGUAUUUAGAUGAUGAUGGUGUUGAAGAAGUUUCAGAAAUUUAUCCCUUCAACUUGCCUGCGAUUUCCGAAGCUCUCUCAGUUACACCACCAUCACCAAAGUCCUCUGCAUCACCAAAAUCCCCUUCAUCACACUAUGAUGAGACACCAUCUGAAACGCCGCAAGAGAGGGCAAAUGAGGUUUCGAGAAAUGCCCCACCAAGUUCAGGCACCGCCGUACCAAAGGAAGAAGAUGCAAAUAUACCCUCAGCAUCUCCGGCUUAAUUUGGGGUUUUUUUUUCUUAUUUACUUCAGUAAAGAUAUGUAUAACAU